Molecule: messenger RNA, 720 nt
Organism: Onthophagus taurus
Lineage: Eukaryota; Metazoa; Arthropoda; Insecta; Coleoptera; Scarabaeidae
Gene: CHOp24
Product: transmembrane p24 trafficking protein CHOp24
Source: RefSeq, a predicted model, not a curated record
GAUGGCGCAAUUUUCUACGUGUUUAUAAACGUCAAAGAAAGUAGGGUUAAGAAGGUUACGUGGCCGUUAAUUUACCAACAAAAUGCCCAAAAUCUCAAUUUAUCUCACCCUUUUAAUAAUUUCAACGUUAACGCCAGUUUAUUCGUACUUUAUAACCGUAGAUGCACACGCAGAAGAAUGUUUUUUCGACCGAGUUGAAGCCGGCACAAAAAUGAGUUUAACGUUCGAAAUCGCCGAAGGAGGGUUCUUAGACAUCGAUUUUCGCAUCGUUGGCCCAGACAACAAAGUUAUCACCCAAGGCGAAAGGGAAUCUUCAGGAAAAUACAUCUUUUCGGCUGACAAACCUGGCGUUUACACGUAUUGCUUCUCAAAUAAGAUGUCUACGAUGACCCCUAAGGUGGUUAUGUUUAAUAUGUUGGUUGGGGAAGCUCCCAAAGAGGAGAAAUCAGCCGACGGGGAAUCUGCAAGUAAAUUAGAGGAUAUGAUUCGAGAGUUGAGUGGGUCUUUAGCUAGCGUUAAACACGAACAGGAAUAUAUGCAAGUUCGGGAUCGGAUUCAUCGAGCUAUUAAUGAAAGUACGAACUCUCGAGUUGUGCUUUGGUCGUUUUUUGAGGCUUUGAUUAUCGCGGGGAUGACUGUGGGGCAAAUUUAUUAUUUGAAGAGGUUCUUUGAAGUGAGAAGAGUUGUUUAAAAAAAAUUAAAUGUAAAAGUUAUUUAUCA